This is a messenger RNA of Eremothecium sinecaudum, 1236 nucleotides long. RefSeq names its product Ett1p (gene ETT1). Gene Ontology annotation, cellular component: nucleus. Gene Ontology annotation, biological process: positive regulation of SREBP signaling pathway; positive regulation of cellular response to hypoxia; translational termination. The transcript has a single exon. Gene Ontology annotation, molecular function: protein binding. The coding region runs from base 1 to 1236 and encodes 411 amino acids. The record is from RefSeq and is a predicted model, not a curated record. Lineage: Eukaryota; Fungi; Ascomycota; Saccharomycetes; Saccharomycetales; Saccharomycetaceae.
AUGCCUAAAAGACCGCUGGGAUUGGGCAAGAAAGAAAAGCUUAAGAAGCACAAGUCCGGGGAUUCAACCUCGAAGGGGAUUACACCAGUAAACCAAAUUGAAGUAGAACUUGAUGGAAAUGGCGAUCCGGACGAUGCGAUUGUACAGCUGAGGUCUUUGUGGAAGUGCUACUUGCAAUGCAAUCGUGAGGAUGAGUUGGUUCUCAAUGGAAUAAUCCAUGAAUGUGACAGACUACUGAGUAACCAAGACGAGGAAAAUGUGGAACUAAAUGAUGAGUUUCAUGCUAUUUACGCUCAGGCUUUGUCUGAGUUGACAAUUUUCAAAGCAGGCGAAGCGAAAGAUGAUAAAAAGCAGAGGGAAAAGAUAAUUGGUGAAUUUUUCGAUGCCGCUUUACAGCGGGUGGAGUCUGGCUUGGCGAAAUUCCCGGGAUCGAAGCUUUUGCAACUUGCGAAAUCAAAAAUUAUCUUCCAAAGGAUCCCGCUCCAAUACAUAUCACAGUUAAAAGUGGACAGCUCGAAUGCGGACGAGUUGCGGUUAGACGAGCUACUGGAAGAAGGUAAAAGGAACUUUCACGCUGUGGAAGGUAAUCCUUUGGCGGUGAGUGAGCCGCUCGAGAUUUUCAACGAUUUACUUGACAUUGUAGCCAAUUUUGGUCGCGAAGACGAACUUGGGGAAGGGCUUGAUAGCGAUGACGAAGAAGAAGAUAGUGAGGUUGAGCUUAAACAGUCUCAUCCUCUAUACAAUAUUAAGAAGAAUUUAGAUAGCAAUACGGAAUGGCUCCGCACGCAUUUGACGGCUUUUUUCAGUAAACUUCCAAAACCUUCUAAAGAGGACAUCGAAGAUAACUCUGCAGACUAUGAAUUUUACCGCAAAAUUGCUCGUAUGAUAGGUCAAACGUUUUUGGAUGCUGCAUCAGAACCGUUACUCACUUUCACUACAUACACGUACGAUGUUGAUGAUGCUAGUGCAGAAGAGAAGAAAAUUGCCAAAGAAUCCCAGAAACAUGCACAGGAACUAACUAAGAAUGCAUUGCACUACUUUGAACUCGCCGAAUCACCUGACCAUCCUGAAUCAUGGGUUGAUACGGCAGAAGUUUUCAUUACUAUGGGAAAUUUGCAAGAAGACGAAAUAAAACAGUCAGGAUUGUACAAAAAAGCCGAGGAAAGAAUUGAGAAAGCAAAUGUAGCUACCAAUGGUAAGUUCAAGCACAUUUUGAAGGUAUUAUUACAAGAUUGA